Amphibalanus amphitrite is the source of this 5559-nucleotide messenger RNA. RefSeq names its product microtubule-associated protein futsch-like. The record is from RefSeq and is a predicted model, not a curated record. The coding region runs from base 226 to 5448 and encodes 1740 amino acids. NCBI's taxonomy places the organism in Eukaryota, Metazoa, Arthropoda, Thecostraca, Balanomorpha, Balanidae. The transcript has a single exon.
CGUCUGGGAAAUUUUUAGCUGAAAUCAGUACCGGCUUUUUCGACUUUUCGCUUGGAUAAAUUUUCGCGUAACGUUCAAAAUCUCACUGAGCAAUAAAUCUUAUUAAGAAAAACGCAUGGAAAAGUUACUAAUGAAUGGAUUCACCUAAGCCCUCCUGUUUUAUAGCGGUAAACAAAUUACCAGAGAAGUGCAACGAAUCCACCUUUACCUGUCGCGUCGGAUAGGAUGUCAUUUAGUCAGGAUUCAUUAAAUUCACCGCCUCAGUCUGCUAGCGCCACUUCAAACGAACGUCAGGAUCAAAAUUUAUCCGGGUCGCCAUCCCAAUCACCCCUGGAAGAAUCAGCUGAAGCUCCCACUCCAGAUAGCCCCGCGCCGUCCAGCAAUGCUUCCAUCAACGCCAGCAGCAGGCAGAGCAUCGCGGCUCGAUCGUCACAAACGCUACAGAAAAGAUCAUCACGAAUAUCACAGAAAAGCAGCACUGGCGUCGGCCUGGCAAAGUCCUCAUCAAGAGGUCCCAUGUCAUCGUCAAGCUUAGCCAAAACUUCGUCCAGAGGGCCCACGUCCACAUCAAGUGUUGCAAGAAGUUCUCCAAGGGGAUCGACAUCCAGCCUGGCCAGAACUCCCUCGGGUCCCACAUCGACAUCGAGUAUGGCCAGGACGCAGUCCCGGGGCUCCAGUGCGGGUCUCGCCAGGGGCUCCUCCAAAGGUCCGAUGACGGUGACGAGUUCGACCGCAGCGCGAACCGCAGCGGGCUCUCAGCACGCCGGCGAGUUGGACGACUUCGGCGCCGCCUCCGCCACCAACACCGUCUCACGUAACGAGGCUUCCAGCGCUGAUGCCACCGAUGACGGAGGCUUUGGUGGCACGGGGAAUACCGACCCUGCUGACACCUCUGACGCCGGGAGGUCACCUGGCGAGCUGACCCCGGCCCCGAGCGACGGAGAGGGCAUCACCGCCUCCGCCACCGCCUCAGGUCAGCUGACUCCAGUCGCCAGCCAAUCAGGACCCGGGGCCGCGAGUGUCAGCCAAUCAGCGCUCGAGUCGGACGUCCCGCCGUCGCCUCGGGCAUCAGGCCAGCUCUCUCAAACGGGAUCCGCAUUCGGAGCGUCCCCAUCACAAAAGCUAUCUCAGACAGGAUCAAAGAUUAGCGCUGCGCUAUCACAAACGUCGAGAACGGGCUCGAUUGCCAACGUCACCCCUUCCCAGACUUCAAGAGCUGGAUCGAGAGUAGACGCCUCGCCGUCUCAGGCAUCCAGAGCAGGAUCUAGAGUCGGUGUGUCAACUUCUCAAACGUCGAAGACCGGAUCAAGGGUGGGCGUAACUUCAUCACAGCGGCUCGCUCAGACCGGCUCUCGAGUGGCAGCCUCUUCAUCUUCAGAGGCCGAGCCGCUGGAGAACACCGGCUCCGUCGUCGGUAUGACGUCACAGUCCCGCGUGACGUCACGUGCCUCAAUGACGUCACGUUCCAGGGCAUCCCGAAGCGACCUCCCCGGCUCGCGAGCUUCUGUAGCAGCCAAUGGCACAGCAGUGGCUGGGUCCACUGUCGGUCUCACAGCGUCUGUUGCAGGCUCAGACUCGGGCGCAGGGAUGUCGGAGAGCGAGCGCGCAGAGACGGAGGCCAGCGCAAUGAGCUCGCCACAUCCUUCACAGACUGGCGUCACGAUGUCUUCAGCUUCAGCAGAGCGAGCCACGUCAGCGGAGGGAGCGGCGGCCUACGACAGCGGACUGGAACCGGCCAGCGACGAACAGGCGGCGUCGGCAAGUCAAAGUGGAGAGGUCGCAGCGCGUGCCAGCGGGGUGACUAGUGGUGUAACCAGUGGUGUAGCAAGUGGUGUAGCUAGUGGUGUAACCAGUGGUGUAACCAGUGGUGCAGCUAGUGGUGCAGCUAGUGGCGUAACCAGUGGUGUAGCUAGUGCUGUAGCCAGUGGUGUAGCUAGUGCUGUAACUAGCGGCGUAGCGUCACCCUCCGGCAGCGGGCGAGCAUCCCCCGCACGCAGUGGACAGUUAUCCGUAGCUCCCAGCGGUCAGGCCUCUCUUUCCGGCAGUGUGGCAGCCCUGAGCGACGCCUCAGCGUGUCCGCCUGAGGAGCCAACACCCUUCGGCGAGACGGAGGCGUCCCCACGCGCCAGCCGAGAGUCGGCGGUGAGCGCCAGUAGCGGGGACUUCCUCGGCGACUCCUCCGGCGUGCUGAGCGGGACAGAGUCGAGCCACGAGCGGCCGGCAGCGCCCGACAGCGGGCUGUGGCUGCAGAGCGAGACAGACGGAACCGGAGGCCAGGAGACCGAGGUGGAACGGGAGGAGACUGAGGUGGAACGGGAAGAGACGGAGCGGGAGGAGGAAGAACCGCAGUCGGCGGUGGAGGAAAACCAACAGGAGGAAGACGAGAGGGAAGUGGAGGAGGAGGAACCAGCACAACAAUGGAGAAGAGAGGAAGAGGUGGAAAUGAGGCAUGACGAUGACGACAAGCAAUAUGAUGAAGAGGAAGACGAACGGCAAUGGCAGGAGGAAGAGAAGGUGACACCCCGCCAGAGUGUCACCAUCCGGCGCUCGAGCGGCGGGGGUCGCCGCCGUUCCUCGGCGUCCUCCUCCUCGCGGCGCCUGUCCUCGUCCUCGUCCACAGGCCGGCGCCCGUCCUCCUCAGCGGCCGCGCACUCCUCUGCCAGUGUCUGGGACGAGGCCGCCGAGAAACUAUGGUCCUCGCCGCCCUCCAGCGGCCGACUGCCGCCGCCCUGCGCCAAACCGCCCAACAUCACCACCGUCGUGCGGCCCGGCUGCUCGACCUACCACGCCGCGUGUCGCCAGGAGACGUGGGAUCAGUUUGGGAAGCGUGGCGGCAAACGCCACUGCUGCGUGGACCCGCCGCUGCAGCUGCGGGGAAAACAGAUCCCCAUCGAGCACGCCAAGAAGGGCUGCAUCUGCGCGGCCAUCGAGAUGUACGCCACAUGUCCGCCGGUGAUCAAACCACUGAUCGGUCCCACCGCGCAGAAAUACCCGCAGAGGAAACCCAAGGUGCAGAAGCCGGUAAGCGGCGGCGGCUGCGCUCCGCCGGCAACCCGAAACCGCAGGAAGCAGCCGCCGAAGAAGGCGAAGAAGCUGAAGGAACGGGAGCAGAAGCUGGAGGAGGAACGGCAGCGGCUGAUCCUGGAGAGCGAGCGGCUGGAGGAGGAGCGUCUGACGCUGGAGGAGGAGCGGGAGUGCCUGGAGCAGGAGCGGCGCAGGGUCGAGGCGCUGGCGAAGGAGAGCCACUCGGGCGCGAUGGCCGUCUCUGAGCUGUCAGAGAGUGAGUUCCGCCGGCGGGAGGACGCUCGGCAGGCGGACGCCGAGCACAGCCGGCUGGCCAAGCAGAGUCAGAAGAUCACCGAGUCGUGGCAGCAGCUGCAGGAGCGCAUCUCCCGACAGGAGAUGGAGGACCGACGGGUGGCCAGUCAGAUGGAAACCCUCCAGAAGGAGCGGCGGGAGUCACUGAGACGGGAGGACGAAGAGCGGGAGCGACUCGAGAGGAUAGAGUCGCAGAUCGCAGAGGAAAAGAGAGCUGUCGAGGAGGACAGGAAGAGACUCGAGGAGGAGAUGAAGAGUAGAGAGAGUUUACGAGCUAUGGAACAAGAGGAGGAACAAACCCCCGGGGAGAGUGAAGGUCAGAGCGAGCCUGGCGAGGAGCGCGACGACUUCUUCGCAGGAGAAACCGAGGAUGAGAUGGUGGUAACCGAUGGUGAGAAUCACGAGCGAGGAGAAUCAACCGCCGCAGAGAGCGCUGACGAGGACCGGGAACAAAUGGAGGGCGAAGGACCACCAGCGCCUAUCGACGAAGAAGAGGAACCCUUAGCAGCAGCCGAGGCCGAGGAUGAAUCACUGGCAGCAACGGAAGGAGAGGGAGAAUCCCUGCUCACGACAGGAGAGGAGCAAACGGAGGGAGAGGGACAGACGGAGGAAGAACAGCCUACUGACGGGGACGAGCCUUCCGAGCCUGCACUCCCUGCGGACAGCGCCGAGCCAGACGAAUUCGAACCAACUCCUGCCGCAACUGACGUUGAGGAGGACACGAUCCCUCCAUCAGAGGCCGAGGGUGACGCCGACGGACCGACUGAGACCGAGGACGAGACGCUGCCACCCACGGAGACGGAAGAAGAGCCUCAGCCAUCUGACGCCGAGGCAACGACCGGCAGUCAGACGACGCUGACCGGUGACGAUGAACAGCCACCAGUAGAUGAACCAGAGCCAGCAGAACCGACAGAUGAGCCCGCAGAGGAGCCAGCAGAGGAGCCCGCAGAGGCCAGCGGCCAAGGCACGCCUCGUGCCGGCUCGGCGGGCAGCGCGGAUGGUGAGGGCAGCACCUCUCCGCCGGCUGAGGCCACAGAUGUUGAACCCGAAGAGACUCCAGCGGCCACAGACGGGGAGGAGACGACAGACGCCGGUGCUGGAGAGGACGCCGCCCCGUCUGAUACCGCUGCCGACACGGAGGGAGUGGAUACCGCAGCCGACAGCGCGGAACCACCAGAUGAGGGCAGCGCGGUGGACUCUGCACCCGAAUCCACCCACCAACCCACGGAGUCCACAGAGGGCCCUGUAGCGACCAGCGAGUCCCAGAUGAGCCCGCGAGGCUCUCAGGUCGAGACCACGGCAUCUAUUGAUAAGGACGAGCUGGACGUGGGCUGGACGGCGCCCACGGCGGGCGCCAGUUACGCCCGGGGCAGUGACGCCCAGCUGUCCAUAGUAGCAGAAUCCUCAUUGGAAGAUACCGGAGCAGGCAUUGCAGGAGCAGACGUGUCCGUGGAUAAACUGGAAACGGUUCACGAAGGAGAGAAAACGGGAGAAGAAGACAACACGGAAGGAGAGAGAACCGAAGAUGAGAAAACUGAGGAGAUGGAGAAGACAGACGGAGAGGACGGCGGAGGAGGGACAGAGACAGAGGGAGACCCUGGAGACACAUCGGAGGUGGAACAACAGCAAGAAGAGGCUCCCGGUGGGGAGACAUCAGAGCUGGAGGGAGACGCGAUGGCUGGGGAGACGACAGCAGAGACAACCGCGUCUGGAGGUGAGAUUGGUGGACAGGAGACAACGGAGGAGACACAAGAUACACAAGAGACAACGGGAGAGUUACAAGAGACAGCAGAGGAGGCGCAGGAGACGACAGAGGAGACAAAAGAGACAACCGAGACAACGGAAGAGGCACAAGAGGGACAGGAGACGAUAGAAGAGACACAAGAGACAACAGCUCACGACGGAGAGGCGGAGGCGGUGGCCGGAGGCGCCGACGGAGGCGAAUCGGAGACGGUUCUGGCAGUUCACGAGCCCGCGGAUGAGACUGGGGGAGACGCACCAGAAACCGAGGGAGACGCCCCUGGCACUGAAGGAGACGUCACUGAGAUGGAGGGAGACGCGCCAGAGACCGAGGGAGAGGUAUCCGCUCCCACUGGGGACGAGCCUGGAACCGAGGACGACUUCUUCUAAGCAACGCGAUUUUAACGGUUCAACACUGCGAUAUUGGUUAAUUUGUAAAUCGGCGCAAUCGGGAAAAUACUGUAAGAGAAGGUUUUCAAUACACACUGGAUACAAAUACAA